ACUACAACUCCCGGCAUGCUCUGUGGUGGGAGGACUACAGCUCUCCGGUGUGGCGGGAGCCCCGGGGCCUCAGUGAGCGCGGAGCCCUCAGCCCUGGCCGAGCGGGCCCCGCCGAGCGCGGGCCGCAGCCCGCCCCGCCACCCGCCGCUGCGGGCCCUGCCCAGGAGGGUCUGGGCCGGCGGCCGGCGGAGCGGCGGGGCCGGAUUCAGGGCACCGUUCCCUUCUCCCAAGUCCUUCCAGCCUAAUGGAGCCAGUGAAGAAGCCCUGCGAUGUAAAAUCAAAGAGCUGAAAGAGAAAGACCUCGCUCUAGACCAGGAAAUUGCACAAUUAUUGUCAGAGGGCUACAGCCUGGAGGAACUGGACAAACACAUCUCUCUGCUCCACGAGUACAAUGAAAUCAAAGAUGCUGGGCAGAUGCUCCUGGGCAAGCUAGCUGUUAUUCGAGGGGUCACUACAAAACAGCUCUAUCCUGAGUAUGACCUGGAGCUCAGUGACUAGUCCUGAACCUGGAGAGUGCCGUGUCCUGCAGAAGUGACUGUCACUGGACCAUUACACAGUGGUGUCAUCCUGGUUUAGGAGAGA
Messenger RNA from Serinus canaria (Common canary), 582 nucleotides. It is a transcript of the gene SWI5, whose product is annotated as SWI5 homologous recombination repair protein. The record is from RefSeq and is a predicted model, not a curated record. The coding region runs from base 16 to 498 and encodes 160 amino acids. The transcript has 5 exons. Gene Ontology annotation, biological process: double-strand break repair via homologous recombination. Gene Ontology annotation, cellular component: Swi5-Swi2 complex; Swi5-Sfr1 complex. NCBI's taxonomy places the organism in Eukaryota, Metazoa, Chordata, Aves, Passeriformes, Fringillidae.